This is a messenger RNA of Nicotiana tabacum (common tobacco), 2196 nucleotides long. RefSeq lists its product as uncharacterized. Lineage: Eukaryota; Viridiplantae; Streptophyta; Magnoliopsida; Solanales; Solanaceae. The record is from RefSeq and is a predicted model, not a curated record.
UUUUUUUCUUCAAAAAAACCCAUUUAAAGAUCUUCAUCACCUUAGUCUCUUCUCUUUCUCUAUUAUUUUCUCCCUUAACUUCUCCAAGAAAUCCUCAAUCCAACCAACUUCUCUCUCUUACCUUUUCUAAAAAGAUUCUUUUUAAAAAAAAAUCAAAAACCCAUUUUUAUCUAUUAAGCUUUCACAAGAAAAACACCCCUUUUAGUUCUUUUUAUUUUGUUUUUCAAGAAAUGAAGUGAUUUAGGUUUUCAAUCAAAAACCCAACUUAGAUCUUCAUUACCUUAUUCUCUCCUCUCUCCUUUCUUUAUUAUUUUCUUCCCUAAACUUCUCCAAGAAAACCUCAAAAGGUCCUUUUUAUGUUUGUUUCAAUGAAAUGGAGAGAUUUAGGUUUUAAUAAAAAAAAACCAACUUAGAUCUUCAUAACCUUAUUCUUCCCUCUCCUAUCUUUAUUAUUUUCCUCCCUAAACUUUGAUCUAUUAAGCUUUCACAACAAAAAACACAGCUAUAUAUAUAUUGUCCAAAUUACAAAAGAAAUGCCCAUGGAACGUUCAAACUCAUCCAGAAGCACAAACUCUUCAUUCUCAACAACAUCAAGAGUAAGUUCUUCAUCUUCAGUUUUAUCUAUACAAUGCUUAAAAGGAAGCUCAAAAUCCGAUGAAUGGACCGAAAACAUGCUACAAACGGGCGAUAUUGUGGAGUCGCUUCGGUUAGGGAACAUGAUUCUCAAAUCACCAUUCAAGAAUGGAAAAAAUGGGAUUCAAAAGAUCAUGCAUACUUCUUUUAAAGCUAAGGAGACUUCAAUAUGUGUCCGAGUUCGACGUGGAUCUGAUGAGUCAUUCACCGAGUUACAGGCAUGUAUCGUUCCGAACGAGUUUGCCGGAAGGAAACAGUAUAUGCUUAGGGCUAUUGAUGAUCCAAACUAUGCCGUUGGUUUUGUUGAUCGGACAGAAAUGGAGUGUUUGGAAUUACAAGCUUCAAGGAAAUCAAGAAUGGUGACAGCAUUAACAAGGACUCCACUUCAAGAAGGAUAUGUUAGUUAUCCAUGGGAGAAGAGAAUGAAUGAGUUGCUAGCAGUUCCAAAUUCAAGUAGUUUUUACUCUCUGCUUCUCUUGCCAAAAGCCUCAGACAAAGUUUCUAUUCAUUACAAUGAUUUAGAAGACACUCUUUCUCGAGCAAAUGCUUGGCUUAAUGCUUCUCAAGCUUCUGGUGUUCCCAUUGUGUUCAUGAAUAUCCAGACUGAGUCUCUACUUACCAAGAUAUCAGGGGAGACAGCUUCUUGCACAGUAAAUGCAGGAUCACUUUCUGAUUUAACAAACCUUGCAAAUGCAAGUUUAUAUGGCUUUGAAGAUUACCAUGGAGUUGAUAUUGGUGUUGUCCGAGCAGUUCGUCUUUGGUUUUCCCCUCUUGGUGGAGAAAUUCCUAUUGAGAUCAAAAUCAAAGAAACUGAUGUCAAACUUGGCUUUGCCAUCAGCAGAACUGAAGAGGGCUUCAUUCACAUAUCAUCAGUCAUUGAAGGUGAUGAGGAUACACCAUCCUCAAGAUCAGGCCUUAUCAAUCUAUACAAAGAAGCAGCCAAAGAGUGCAAGCUUUUAGUUGUAUCAAGAAUAUCCAACCAAAAGGUCCUUCCAUGGAUUGUUUCUCCGACAGGGGCGGUCCGAUGCUUCGACACUGUCUCUCUCAGCCAAAAACUCUCGUUGCAUCGCCACGCAAAGGUUCCCAUUCUCAUGCACGUGUUUCUUUGGGACCGAUCAGUCCCAGUGCCAGGCGGUGGCACCUUUACUCGGUCAAGGAAUAUUUCCCCGACCAUGCUGCCACCGUUGCCACCUGAAGUUCGGUUGGCACGCCAACCGAAUGAGAAUCAGGUGAUGCCAUUGCCUCCAGAAGUUGAAGAUGAGAGAGGAAGCCAUAGUGAUGGAUCAGAGCUAAGGCUUGACAGGGACACUGCAGGGGAAUCUUCUUUUCGUUUCCAUGAUUUUUCUCUACCAAAUAAUUGGGUGUAGUAAGUUUCUAUUCAUGUUAUUUGAUGUACAUAGGGAAGUUAUUAAUUAAUGAUGUAACAUUGAGAAGGCAAUGCUUGAGUCAAGGAUGUUGGACUUAAUUAAAAGCUAACAUCUGACACAAAACAGAUAGAUGUAAAUGUUUUAUGAGUUAUUGAGGCUUUGUUGGUAUAGUAGACCAGUUAUUGCAAGUCCACAA